CGCAUGCGCGUGGUUCAUCAAUACAAAAACACGAACAACGGCGAAAGAGUUCACUUAUAAGAAUAUCCAGGUCGCGCAAAGUCAUAAGCAAGAUGGCAGACAAGGCUACAAAACUCAGCCCCGUCGAGUUCGUAAAAGUCUUCAUGAAGUUUGAUUCUGAUAAAAAUGGGUACAUCGAAGAGAAAGAGAUGGAUUUGUUCAUCCAUGAUCUUCUAAAGGAACUGAACGACAAGGAGCCGACAAAAGCAGAGGUGGCGGAUAAGAAGAAAGAGAUCCUCGAGAAAUACGACCUGGAUAAGGAUGGCAGGUUUUCAAUGGAUGAGCUCGAGAACAUUCUACCUGUCGAGCAGAAUCUCCUGCGCACGUACCUCUCCGAAGGCAAGAGGAUCGGGAGCGUGGACUUCAUGAAGAUUUUCACGCGCUUCGAUGAGGACAAGAGCGGCUUUCUAGAGACGGUCGAGCUUCGGGGUUUUUUCCACGAAUUGUUGUCCAUGAAAGGAAAGAGUUCUAUCAACCCCAGGAAACUAGAUGACUACAUCGAGUACUGUCUUGAGAAAUAUGACGCAAACAAGGACGGAAAAUUCAAUUUGAAUGAGCUUGCCAAGAUGCUUCCCCUGGAAGAAAACAUCUUCGAAACUUAUGGGAUCCAGCGCGAUAUGACCAGAGAGGACUUCAACAAAGUAUGGGACUAUUAUGACAAGGAUAACAGCGGAGAGAUCGAGGGGGAUGAGAUACUUGCCUUGUUACACGACGUCCUCAAACAACAGCAGCCAGACCGUGAAUACAACAAACCAGAUCUGGAGAGGUUCCGAGACAUCAUACUAGAGAUCUACGACGAAAACAAGGACAACAAGCUGUCACGUGACGAGCUCUGCUGCCUCCUGUCGGCCUCUAUGUGAAGCACCCGUGCGCAUGAGCAGUCGCCGCUACUUGAUCCAUCAAACCACCAAACGCCCCCACAAUCCAUCAUUACGAGAAAGAUAGCGCCUCCUAUUGCAUCAUAAGAAAUUUGCCAAAUUGUGAUCACGUGAAGGCCAUGUUAAGGUCACGUGAAGAUCAUGUGAUGCAAGCGAUCAAAAAAUACAUUUUUUUCUCUAAACAUCGCUGUACAAGAGAUGUAUUCUCAGCACGCCAAGUUUCGGCUUCAGUUUUAAAGAAUCUGUGUUUCAUUCUGAAAAGGUUUUGAAAAAAAUAACAUAGUUUUCAGGGUUUUCAUAAUGACUAAAUUUAGUCCAUUGUUCCGUAGCCAAAACGAGAGAAGGAUCUGGUACAUUUUGUAUAAAGUAAUGUGAGGCGAUGUCGUUUUCGGAAUGUUCGAUUUAGAAAGAUUUAUAAAAGCAUUGGAAGAAAGCUGGCUAAAUUAUUCAAAUUACAACCAUUUAGAAAUUUAAUUUUAACAACUUUUUAUAGAAACUUUAAUACGUUUCUUCUUGAAAUGUAGGAAUAGAAUUUCAGACAUUGCUAGAAUAUUGAAUAAAAUCGGUCCUUCGACCAACA
This is a messenger RNA of Nematostella vectensis (starlet sea anemone), 1497 nucleotides long. RefSeq names its product secretagogin. NCBI's taxonomy places the organism in Eukaryota, Metazoa, Cnidaria, Anthozoa, Actiniaria, Edwardsiidae. The transcript is spliced from 11 exons. Gene Ontology annotation, cellular component: nucleus; neuron projection; cytosol. The record is from RefSeq and is a predicted model, not a curated record. Gene Ontology annotation, molecular function: calcium ion binding. Bases 93 to 899 code for a protein of 268 amino acids. Gene Ontology annotation, biological process: regulation of cytosolic calcium ion concentration.